Molecule: messenger RNA, 1795 nt
Organism: Symphalangus syndactylus (siamang)
Lineage: Eukaryota; Metazoa; Chordata; Mammalia; Primates; Hylobatidae
Product: cyclin-J-like protein
Source: RefSeq, a predicted model, not a curated record
AGCACAUGACAGCACAUUUGGAGGCAGCCUGGUGAGCAGUCAAGAGCAGCAGUGGUUAUGCCUAGGGAAGAGCAUGAGUUAGAACAUCAGCAUUACUUCUUUCCAGCCGUGGGAGCUUGGACCAGUGACUUCACCUUUCCAAGCCUCAGCCUCCUGAUCUCUAAAACAAGAAUAAUCAUAAAAUGGGCCUCAAAGAAUUGUUAAAGGAUUGAAUGAGCUUCUUAUGUCAUGCCUGGCAUAUUUGGCACUCAAUAAAUUGGAGCUACCUAUCAUCUCAGAGGACAGCGCUUAGUCCUUAAGUUGCUCUUUUUAAGUUCGGGCACAUUCACUCACUCAUCGUAUCCUCCCAGAUCGGAAGGGUUGGGCACAAGAGGAGCUCCCCAAGACAGGUGCUCCCUGGUCUGUAGUCCUCUUUAUGGAGAGCUAGUGCACCCAGUACCUCCUUAAGACAAAUACUCCCCACCACCCAGCCUCUUGUCUGGCACCAGAGCAGGAUUGUCAGGGAGUGUGAGUAAGCAGCCGGCAAGAACCCUCAUUGUCUGGAGGCAUAUCCACACCUGAAAUCUCUUAUCAGCAAACAUUGAGGUUUACUGCAACUGAAGGGCCUUGUGUUGGUAUCAGAGUGCUGCCUUUCUAACAUAAUCACUUCCCACUUGUACCUUCUAGAUGUCUAAGUAGGAAGAGCUUCAUAAAUAUUUCUCACACCAUGUUAGAAACUUUAAAUCGGUUUGAACUGGAUUCUUGUUAAGAAGAAAUUCAUUUCUAAUUUAAUUUUAAUUUUUUUGGCAUGUUUGCUCCAUCAAACAAUUAUCCUGCCUAACACAUUAUGUAAAAAAAAAAGUUAAAAAUAAGGGAGUCACAUGACCUUUGAAGUUAGAAAAUAAAUCAGAGAAGAAUAAAAAGGGGAAUGAAUUGUUCUAAGUAUAUCAGAAAGGCUUUAUGUAUUCAGAAACUCAUUUACUUUUCUCCAAAUCAAUAUGCAGUGCUCAGCACAGAGAACUAUCAGAGAACUAUUGAAUAUAAAGCACAGAAGAUAACAGCAGUGAUUACAACAUGCAAUUGUGCAGCUGUGAUAUCAUCCCCUCCCCCUCCACUGGGUCCUCUCCAUCAGAUUGGUUGCUAUGUUAAUAUUUUAGGCUUAAAGGACCAGAAUUAAUUCGUUCAGUCUUAUCUCUGAUGCGACGGUUUUCUGUCAAAAAUUCCUGACGGAAUUAACAGCCAAAAUGAAGCAAGAUAAUUGGAGACGGAGCCAUGCAGCCGAUCACGCCAUCCUUGGAAUUAUCGGCACACCAUCAUCUCUUGCUUGGAUUCAGGAUCUUGGCUAUGUGUUCAUGUGUGGAUGCGAUGGAACUGAGGUCGCUAGGUUCAUGCUACCUGGAGCACGAGGCUGACAAAUACAGAAGCACUGAGUCAAAUGAAUCUUGGAGAAAUGGAGCUGGAAGAAAACUGGAAGUUUCAUUCUUGUUGCCCAGGCUGGAGUGCAAUGGCGUGAUCUUGGCUCACCGCAACCUCUGCCUCCCAGGUUCAAGUGAUUCUCCUGCCUCAGUCUCCUGAGUAGCUAGUAUUACAGGCAUGCACCACUAUGCCCAGCUAAUUUUGUAUUUUUAAUUGAGAUGGGGUUUCUUCAUGUUGGUCAGGCUGGUCUUGAACUCCCGACCUCAGGUGAUCUGCCUGCCUCGGCCUCCCAAAGUGCUGGGAUUAUAGGUGUGAGCCGCCGUGCCCUGCUGAAACUUAUUUCUUUGAACAAUAAAAACCACAUAUUUCCUCUUUUGAUAAAGUGUAAAAUUAUAGUACU